Messenger RNA from Orcinus orca (killer whale), 6547 nucleotides. It is a transcript of the gene TBCK, whose product is annotated as TBC1 domain containing kinase. Gene Ontology annotation, biological process: protein phosphorylation. The transcript is spliced from 26 exons. The coding region runs from base 325 to 3006 and encodes 893 amino acids. The record is from RefSeq and is a predicted model, not a curated record. Lineage: Eukaryota; Metazoa; Chordata; Mammalia; Artiodactyla; Delphinidae. Gene Ontology annotation, molecular function: ATP binding; protein kinase activity.
GCCGAGCUGAGGGUGGUCGAGGGGAGAGCUGGGAACUGUCGGCGGAGAACGCUGCGGUCGCUCUCCUGGCCGGAGGCGAGGCAGUCAACUCCGGCUGACUUAAGCUGGCGGGCAAAGGGCAAUCUCUGAGCUCCCGGCGCUCCAGGAGCAGCCUCUUGUAGAAGCACCUGAAAUGCAGGGUCUGGUGCACUAAGCAAUAGCGGCAACACCAGCUCCAGCGACAGCUUUGGGGCCCUGUGUAGGAGCUCCAUCCCCUUGUCUUUGUGUCCGCCUGCGUCCCCAGACCCAGAGGCAGGUUAUCUUGGAAGAUCUAGGACUCCAAAAAUGUUUCCCUUGAAGGAUGCCGAAAUGGGUGCCUUUACCUUCUUUGCCUCUGCUCUGCCACAUGAUGUUUGUGGGAGCAACGGGCUUCCUCUCACACCAAAUUCCAUCAAAAUUUUAGGGCGCUUUCAAAUCCUUAAGACCAUCACGCACCCCAGACUGUGCCAGUAUGUGGAUAUUUCUCGGGGAAAGCAUGAGAGACUGGUGGUGGUGGCUGAACACUGUGAACAGAGUCUAGAAGACUUGCUUCGAGAAGGGAAACCUGUGAGAUAUUCAAAGGUUUUGUGCAUAGCAUUUGAGAUACUUCAGGGCUUGCAGUAUAUGAACAAACAUGGUAUAGUACACCGGGCACUGUCUCCUCAUAAUAUCCUUUUGGAUCAAAAGGGACAUGUUAAAUUGGCUAAAUUUGGACUUUAUCAUAUGACAGCAUAUGGUGAUGAUGUUGAUUUCCCAAUUGGGUAUCCAUCAUACUUGGCACCUGAGGUAAUUGCACAAGGAAUUUUCAAAACCAAUGAUCAUGUGCCAAGUGAGAAACCGUUGCCUUCUGGCCCCAAAUCAGAUGUCUGGUCUCUUGGAAUCAUUUUAUUUGAGCUUUGUGUGGGAAGAAAACUAUUUCAGAGUUUGGAUAUUUCUGAAAGACUAAAAUUUUUGCUUACACUGGACUGCAUAGAUGACACUAUAAUAGUUCUGGCUGAAGAGCAUGGUUGUCUGGACAUUAUAAAGGAGCUUCCUGAAAAUGUGGUAGAUCUUUUGAAGAAGUGCCUCACCUUCCACCCUUCUAAAAGGCCAACCCCAGAUGAAUUAAUGCAGGACAAUGUGUUCAGUGAAGUGUCACCUUUAUACACUCCCUUUACCAAACCUACCAGCCUGUUUUCUUCUUCUCUGAGAUGUGCCGAUUUAACUCUGCCUGAGGAUAUCAGUCAGCUGUGUAAAGAUUUAAGCAGUGAUUACCUGGCAGAAAGAUCUAUUGAAGAAGUGUAUUACCUUUGGUGUUUAGCUGGAGGUGACUUGGAAAAAGAGCUUGUGAACAAGGAAAUAAUUCGAUCCAAACCACCUAUCUGCACACUCCCCAAUUUUCUCUUUGAAGAUGGUGAAAGCUUUGGACAAGGUCGAGAUAGAAGCUCACUAUUAGAUGACACCACUGUGACAUUGUCAUUAUGCCAGCUAAGAAAUAGAUUAAAAGAUGUUGAUGGAGAAGCAUUUUACCCACUACUUGAAGAUGAUCAGUCUAAUUUACCUCAUUCAAACAGCAAUAAUGAGCUGUCUGCAGCUGCCACUCUCCCUUUAAUCAUCCGAGAGAGGGACACAGAGUACCAGCUAAACAGAAUCAUUCUCUUUGACAGGCUGCUAAAGGCUUAUCCAUAUAAAAAAAAUCAAAUCUGGAAAGAAGCAAGAGUCGAUAUUCCUCCUCUUAUGAGAGGUUUCACCUGGGCUGCUCUUCUGGGAGUUGAGGGGGCUAUUCAUGCCAAGUAUGAUGCAAUUGAUAAGGAUACUCCAAUUCCUACAGAUAGACAAAUUGAAGUGGAUAUUCCUCGUUGUCAUCAGUAUGAUGAACUGCUGUCAUCACCAGAAGGUCAUGCAAAAUUUAGGCGUGUAUUAAAAGCCUGGGUUGUGUCUCAUCCUGAUCUUGUAUAUUGGCAAGGUCUUGACUCACUUUGUGCUCCAUUUCUCUAUUUAAAUUUCAAUAAUGAAGCCUUGGCUUAUGCCUGUAUGUCUGCUUUUAUCCCCAAAUACCUGUAUAACUUCUUCUUGAAAGACAACUCGCAUGUAAUACAAGAGUAUCUGACUGUAUUCUCUCAGAUGAUUGCAUUCCAUGAUCCAGAGCUAAGCAAUCAUCUCAAUGAAAUUGGAUUUAUUCCAGAUCUCUAUGCCAUCCCUUGGUUUCUCACCAUGUUUACUCAUGUAUUUCCACUGCACAAAAUUUUCCACCUCUGGGAUACCCUACUGCUUGGGAAUUCCUCCUUCCCAUUCUGUAUCGGAGUAGCAAUUCUUCAGCAGCUGCGUGACCGGCUUUUGUCUAAUGGCUUUAAUGAGUGCAUUCUUCUCUUCUCUGAUUUACCAGAAAUUGACAUUGAACGUUGUGUGCGAGAAUCAAUCAACCUGUUUUGUUGGACUCCUAAAAGUGCUACUUACAGACAGCAUGCUCAACCUCCAAAGCCAACUUCUGAUAGCAGUGGAGUCAGAAGUUCAACACCUUAUUUCUCCACUGAGUGUCCAGAUCCUCCAAAAACAGAUCUGUCAAGAGAAUCCAUUCCAUUAAAUGACCUAAAGUCAGAAGUAUCACCCCGGAUUUCAGCAGAGGACCUGAUUGACUUGUGUGAGCUUACAGUGACAGGCCACUUCAAAACACCCACCAAGAAGACAAAGUCCAGUAAACCAAAGCUCCUGGUAGUUGACAUCCGGAAUAGUGAAGAUUUUAUUCGGGGUCACAUUUCAGGCAGCAUCAACAUUCCAUUCAGCACCGCGUUUACUGCGGAAGGGGAGCUUACCCAAGGACCUUACACUGCCAUGCUCCAGAGCUUCAAAGGGAAGGUCAUUGUCAUCGUGGGGAAUGUGGCAAAGCACACAGCAGAGUUUGCAGCUCAUCUUGUGAAGAUUAAAUAUCCGAGAAUCUGUAUUCUAGAUGGUGGCAUUAAUAAGCUCAAGCCAACAGGCCUCCUCACUGUCCCAUCUCCUCAAAUAUGAAGAACAAGAGUCUGGCUGUCAAAAGGACAGAGUGGCAUCACCCCCGGCAGCACAGCUCUUCACAGCCUUGCCACUCUAAGGCAGAACUAGACUUCCAGAUGGUUACAUUUCCAUUUCAAGUUUUGUCAUGAGACAUUUUUUUUUUAAUCUCAUGACCGAAAUGUUCAGCUAUCCAGGCAACAAACUUGACUGUACAUGUAUUGCUGAAAGAAUUUUCUUAACAAUGAAAUCCAAUCAUGUAUUUUUACCACACCAACGCAAAGCCAGAAGAAUUCAACUGACGAGGCACAUUUAGCAUUAUCAAGAAGUCUCAGUUACACUGAAAAGUCUGUCUUCCAUUGCAUUGAACAGACAGCCCUAACAAAGGUAUUCUUUAGAAGUAUAGACUGAAUGUGAUCUGAAAUCAUCCUUCCGUGAUAAUGAAAACUGAAAAGCUAUUCACAAUACAUUCCUUAUAAGUAAAUGCUAUAUUUGGUAACUCAUUUUGGGCCCAGAUAUGUGUGUGUGUGUGUGUGUGUGUGUGUGUGUGUGUGUGUGUGUGUUUAGAAGGAGCAGAAUUUAACCCUUUGGAGAAAGUAAUAACAGUUUACUUCAAGAAAAAUGAAAGUCAGAAACCAUUCAUAUUAUAUAGAGUAUUUUUCAGCUCCUGUAGCUGAGACACCCAAAAUAAGAGUGACUUAGACAAGCUAGAACUUUAUUUGUCUCUCACAUAAAAGUCUGCAUAGUCAAUCUAGGGCUAGUGUAUUGGUUUCAUUAGCAUUAAGUACUCAGGUGUCUGUUCUCAUUCUUUACCACCCUCAACACUUAGUUUCUAUCUCAUAGAUCAAGAUGGCUGUUAGCUCCCACCAUCAUAUCUACAAUUUAGAAGGAAAGGAAUGAAGGAGGAGGGAGGGAAAAAAAGAGAGAGAGAAGGAAAAAGUAGGGAGGGAGGAAAAAAGAGAAGGAGAGAAGGGAGGGCACACUCCUUCUCUUUAAGGGCACAAACCAGAAGGUGCAUAUAUUCCUUCUGCGUACAUACCACUCACCAGAACUUACACAUGUGGCCACAACUAGCUAUCAAGACAAUCUGGAAUACAGUUUUGGCUGGGCAGCCACUUACCCAGUUAAAAAAUUUUAUUACUGUGUGAGAAGAGGAGAAAACGUUGAGGGACAACUGGCAGCCUCUGUCACAUUAUUCAAAAAAUUAAGCAUUUCACUGAAGCUAAGAUAUAUCACAAUUUUAUGUACCAUGAAGAAAGGAAAAAAAGCAGCCAAAUAAACUGUGACACACCAGCAAUUAUAAGAUUCAUUUCCAUUUCAGAAAUGUGAAAAAAAUAUGCAUCUUAGCAUUAUUAAAAUACAGUACAUCUUUUUUACUAUUUUCAGUUUUGUUUUAACUAAAACAUGUUCUUUCAUCUUUAACUUAUAUUCUUCUUCAAUGUUAGGACUACCUAGGUAGAACAUUUCAAUGACAGCCUCAAUGAAACUUUCUUGACUAUGGUUUUAUUGUUGCUGUUUGUUUUGGGUGUUUUGGGCAUCUAUUUUUUUAUUCAGAUACAAUGAUAUACCUUAAAAUUCACCCUUUUAAAAUGUACAAUUCAUGUUUUUUAGUAGAUUCACAACACUGUGCAAUCAUCACUACUAUCUAAUUUCAGAACAUUUUCAAAACCCAAAAAAGAAAUCCUGUACCUAUUAGCAGUCAUUCCCCAUUGACCCCUCCCAAGGUCUUUAAUUUAAUUUUUGUAUAUGGAGUGAGGUAAGUAUCCGACUUCAUUCUUGCAUGUGGCUAUCAAGUUAUCCCAGCAGCCGUGUUAUUUUGUUUGUUUUGCUCAAUUAAGUUAUAUUCAGUCAUUCACCAAAUACAUUUUGAAUACCUACUACUUACAAGACUCUGACAUAAUCAGUGGUUACAUAAUUCUGUGAUCUUUACAUAAUAUACAAAGUAAAAAUGUGAGAAUUAAUGAGAAAAGAAAAUUUUACCGUGAUUUCUCUAACAUCAUUUUUGGGCCAUUAUCUACCCUGGUUAGGAAAAUAAGUCCUCCUGCCCUUUCCUUCAAUCUUUGAUGACUUAUUUGACUUCAUAAUCAUAGCGCAGCACUGAUGAUCUUUUGGAAGGAAUGGUUCUGAGUCUUAACUUUGCCUUCCUGAGAAAGCAGAGAAAGAUGGAGCAGCAGAGAUUUGAACUGAAUGGGGUGGUAUGUAAUGAGAGAGGGUGAAGACCUGAGUGUUGUGAGGAGAGCUGUGGGAGCAGAUAACAGUAGCCAACCUCCAUCACAAUUUUGCAAUUGGUCUUUCUUAAAACUUGAUACGUUUAGGCUUAUUUUGAGAAAAAUGGAAGCUUUUUUAAACAUUGAAAUUACGAAUAAUAUGUAAUAUUCUCAACAGUAAAAUAAGAAAGAGCAUACAAUCACUGCCAUGUCUACAUGAAGGGCAUGUUAUUCAAUGGCAGAUGAUUUCAACAAAGUUGACCUCAACACCUAUUUGUUGAAUUAAACCUUUGUAGAGGUCCUUUUUAAUAUAUUAUUGACUCCUACACCGUCACUGUCAACACUCUUUGUUUCUGGCAUCAGCAGUCUCUUCCCUCUACCUGGAAUGCCCUUGCUACCACCACCAGCCCCAUAGACACACACACACACACACACACACACAUUUAUAAAUGCUUCAUAAUCCAGCACCAGUAGCAUAUUCUCCAGUCUUCUCUGACUUCCCCGUACUGCAUUAAGAGCCUCAAGUCUAUCAAAGCAUUCCAUUCAUACUUCUAAUAACAGACUUAUUGCAUCAUUUUGCAAUUAUCUGUUCACAUUUGGAACCCCUAUUUUUAAAAUAUGAGCUCCCUUUAAAGUCAGAGUCCAUAAUUUAUACCUCUUGUUAUCUUCAGCAACCCAGUACACUGGAGAUGCUUGAUAAACGUAAAACUGAAUUGAAUCUCUAGCUUAGAUAUUUUAUAUGAAUAGAAAAAACCCAGGUAAUUUUUCAAGUGCCAAACUUAUCUGGUACCUGAUGAUACAUAAAUAAAUGGAAAUCUCAAUUCACGCAGUGAAGAAAGGAUCUCGAAUAUACUACCCAACUCUAAAAUUCUAUAAUCCUAAAAAUUGGAGCAAAUAACUUCCAACAACAGAAUAAGCUAAGCUAGUUGCAUCCCUUUCCCAAAACAUAGAAAUGCUAAAUUUAAAAAGAAUAGUAAAAUAGGUCUAAUAGACAUUCUUUGAUAUCCUUUCUCAUCCCUUUCAGAGGACUCAUUUUUAGUUUGCAUUGUUUGCAGCAUUUCAGUAAUACCAUUCUGGUCUAAUGCUCAUGGUGACCAAUAAGCAAUGCAUGAAUGGGUACCAAGGUACAGUAUUGCCAGCAUUCCUUGAUAUAUAUUAAUCCUCUGUGUGGUGGAGAUGUAAACACUGUCCUGUCUUGGCUUAAGACUAAUCUUGGAGCUAUAGCAAGAGCACUUAAAGCAUUAGAUCAGAUUCUAAAUAUUGCUUCCUGCCAUACUAAAAGAUUCAACUUUUGAAACUAAUACUGUCUUUACAUGUAUCUGUGACUUUAUAAAUUUAUUUUUUAUUAUAAAUUU